Messenger RNA from Copidosoma floridanum, 2235 nucleotides. RefSeq lists its product as uncharacterized. Gene Ontology annotation, biological process: cell differentiation; anterior/posterior axis specification; animal organ morphogenesis. Lineage: Eukaryota; Metazoa; Arthropoda; Insecta; Hymenoptera; Encyrtidae. Gene Ontology annotation, cellular component: nucleus. Gene Ontology annotation, molecular function: RNA polymerase II transcription regulatory region sequence-specific DNA binding; DNA-binding transcription factor activity, RNA polymerase II-specific. The record is from RefSeq and is a predicted model, not a curated record.
UACGGGGUAUCAAGUACUUGUACUAGUGACGCGUUCGCUGCGGAAGAACACAGUUUUUCAUUAAUUAUGUGUGCCGCGAUGUGCGUUUGAUUUUUAAGUGGUGCUUGACCAUUCGUCCCGUGAAUAUAAACAGUGCUUGAGAGUAGUCGACACACGCAACAGCCCUAUAAAUAGCCAGAGUACAUAUUAUUAUUAUUAUUAUUAUUAUCAUAAAUUAAAAAAAAAAUACAACAUUGGUGCGUAAAAGACCGUGUGACAGUUGUCGAGGAGAGGGCGAGGACCCUCCAGCAGUCGGGCACAUGAGUGCGGACAUCGACGGUAACAUGGUCUCGUAUUACAACCAGCCGAUGUACAGGCAGCCCCAACACCCGCCGGUGGCCCUCCUCGACCAUCAGCAGCAGCAAUCCCCGCCGCUGUCCGCUCCCGACGAGUCCCAGCAACAACAACAACAACAGCUGGUGGUGUCCGAUCCCCAGCAUCAGCAAACUGUUUUGCCCGAGGUGUUACCCGGACAGCACCAACAGCAGCAGCAGCAGCAGCAGCAGCAGCAGCAGCAACAACAACAACAACAGUGCAGCGCCUGGUACAGCUAUGGCCAGUUGCAUCCGCACCAUCCCCACCUGCUGCACCAUCAUCAUCAUCACCACCCCCAGCAGCAGCAGCACUCGUACCUCGAUGGCCACGAUCUCUGGAACCCGCACGCCCACUAUCUCCAGUACCAACAGCACCAGGUCUACCAGCAGCACCAGCUGAGCCAACAACAGCAGCAGCAACAGGCGCAGUUACCGAUCGGCGGGGUGGUGCAGUCGCAGAUUGAUUGGAGCGGCGACGAGGGCAGCGGGCAGCCGGGGGUGAUAGUCGGGGCGGGUAUGCCCAGUCCCCCGAUAACCGCGAGCGGCAGCGAACUCAGUAGCCCCGAGACACCGAGUACCCCGAACGGUAGUAACGGUAGCAUCGUCGCGACCGGUUGUACGGCCACACCGACCGCAAACACUCCAAACGGUAACAACAACAACAACAAUACCAACACCAACAACAACAAUACCAGUGGUGGCGGCGUCACCCCCCAACAGCAGCCCCUCAGGCCCGGGCAGAGCAGAAGCCCCUACGAGUGGAUGAAGAAGACCACCUACCAGCCCAUUCCAGGCAAGACGCGAACGAAGGACAAGUACAGGGUCGUGUACACGGAGCACCAGAGGCUCGAGCUCGAGAAGGAGUUCUACUCGAGCAAGUACAUAACGAUCCGACGCAAGUCCGAGCUCGCCGGGGCGCUGAGCCUCUCGGAGCGCCAAGUGAAGAUCUGGUUCCAGAACCGGCGGGCCAAGGAGCGCAAGCAAACCAAGAAGCGCAACGAGCUCGAGCAGCGCGACGUCAAGCCGAUCCUCGACGCCCACGGGAUCGCCCACCCCGGCCCCGUCAUCAACGGCAUGACCGGCCUCGGCCUCGGCGGCAUGCCCGGCCUCGGCCUCGGUGGCUUCCUCCACCACGGGAGCACCACCAGCCCCUGCAGCAGCACCAGCAGCACCAACAACCCAACCGGCGCCUCCGCCAUCGCCACCACACCCACCCCACCGCCCACCUUCGGGACCCACCACCCGCACCACCACCCGCACCACCACCACCCGGCCCACCAUCACCCCCAUCACCACUCGCAGUCCAUCUUCCAGGCGGUGGCAGCCGCCGCGGCCGCCGGCCACCCCCAGCUCUCCGGCCACUCGGUCCUCGGCAUGUGACGCGACACCAGUCCCCCGUCCUGCACGUUCGCGACGGCUGCCGACGCCCUUCCGCUCUCGGACCCCCAAUGAUAAGCCACGCGCGGCUUAGCUCUAAGAAAAAUCAUACGUGCAAGAAGAUUGUUCGCGUCGGUGAAUCGAAAACGUGUACCUAUUUACACGCCUUCGCGCGUGUGCGCUGCGAGUUUUUCCCCGAUUGGGGGGGAGGGGGGAGAAAAGUCGUUUUCAACUUUGAUUCGGCGGAGGUGGUCCCUCGGGAGGGAGUGGUGCCGGAACGCUUUGAACUUUCGAAAAACUCGACUUAUCUCUCGCAAGUUACAGACGGGGAAAGAAGAGAGAGGGGUGUGUGUGUGUACUUGCUGCUCUUCCGACGGCCGCGAGUGUAUAGUUUCAUCCCGGCUCGGCGGAUUGGAGUGCACGUGGUGGUGCUUCGGGCGCAUGUAAAUAUAUAUAGUGAACGGCACGAGUUGUUUGUUGUGCCGGGGGGUGUUUAGGAAAAAUU